Austrofundulus limnaeus is the source of this 851-nucleotide messenger RNA. Its product is annotated as protein phosphatase 1D. Gene Ontology annotation, molecular function: protein serine/threonine phosphatase activity; cation binding. Gene Ontology annotation, biological process: protein dephosphorylation. NCBI's taxonomy places the organism in Eukaryota, Metazoa, Chordata, Actinopteri, Cyprinodontiformes, Rivulidae. The record is from RefSeq and is a predicted model, not a curated record.
CGAGCAUGCUUACUACGCUCGAACGUAAACAAAGACAAGACGGUGUUCUGCUCAGAACUCUUCCUCCUGUAAUUUAUAUGUUUUUAAAUCGUUAGACUGGGAAAGCCUCUUGUGUCCGGAGCCAUGGAGAAGGCUUUACUGAUGCGAGUGAGCGUCUUUACCGAUCAAGGAGGCCGGAAAUACAUGGAAGAUGUUACCGAGGUGACAGUGGAGCCCGAGCCGGGAGAAGAUGAGCCGAGGUGGGAUGAACAAGAGGACAGUGAUGGGGGUUAUUUAUCCAGCUCUCCGAGCGACCUGCCUCCGCAGCUUACAGAACCACCACCGGACGAGUCGGGUCCAGCCGGAAACCAGCACACCAACACAUCAUGUUUACCGGCUGACGCGAACCCACCCGCGGUCCAGCCCGGUCGCUCCCGCGGGUCGGUGGCGUUCUUUGCGGUGUUUGAUGGCCACGGGGGUCGCGAAGCCGCACAGUUCGCCCGAGACUUUUUGUGGGAAUUCAUAAAGAAGCAGCGGGGGUUCUGGUCCGGCUGUGACCGGGAGGUCUGCUCGGCUAUACGCAAAGGAUUUGUAGCAUGCCACCACGCUAUGUGGAAAAAGCUACGUGAUUUGUGGAGCUACAAUUUCUACAGUGGGGAGUUUGUGGUUUCUCCAGAGCCAGACACUAAUGUGGUGGUCCUUGACCCCAGCAAACAUCGUUACAUCAUCCUGGGUAGCGAUGGGCUGUGGAACAUGGUGCCCCCUCAAGAGGCCAUCUCCAUGUGUCAGAACAACGAUGAGGAAAUGGCCUCCUGUGGAGGAUCCAGCGCUCGACAGCUGGUCGGCCACGCUCUGCUGCGCUGGCGCCAGCG